Messenger RNA from Diabrotica balteata, 711 nucleotides. Lineage: Eukaryota; Metazoa; Arthropoda; Insecta; Coleoptera; Chrysomelidae. The record is from the annotation of a GenBank genome assembly.
AUGGCAAUCGCUAAAAUAUCACAAAAUUCAAACCAAUAUUUAGUGAACGAAGGUGAAGAUCUCUUCGCUGACUACCUCCUUUCCGUUGGCGAUGGAAUUUAUGGAGAAAAUAUCAAACUUCCUUCCACCAUCAAAGGCGAAGGAGACGUUGUAGAAUUUGUUUAUGUGCAUAUUCAAAAUUCAAUUGCAGAAGGACUGCUAACAGAGCUUGCAAUUAUCGCUCCAACUAAUGAGGACUGUGCACAGCUUAAUCAGCAAGUUCUUGAUUUUCUGGACGGCGAAGAACGCGUGUACUUGAACAUUGAUAAAGUCGUCAGUGAUGACAUCAAUGAACAUCUCCUACUUCCUACGGAAUUCUUGAAUAAAGUAGAAGGUGGGCAUCUAUUUCAAAAAGGUAUGAACGUUAUGCUGUCUAUAUUUGCUAUGCAGCGAUGUGAAGAGUAUUUUCCAGAACCCCUCAAGUUUAUUCCAGAAAGAUUUGAAGAUGCACAAUUUACAAACCCAUACAUUUAUACACCCUUCAGUGCCGGUCCAAGAAAUUGCAUAGGUCAAAAAUUUGCAAUGUUAGAAGUAAAAAGCACUCUUUCCAAAAUUUUGAGAAAUUUUGAAUUGAAACCGGCAACUCCCGUUCAUGAACUGCAGCUGGUACCAGAGACUAUAUUAGUCUCCAAGAAUGGAGUUCGAAUAUCUCUUAAAGACAGAAACGAAUAA